AACAACUUUUUGUCAGAUUCAAGGAAAGUUCCACAAAACAAAACCUGACUGAGCAGAAUCCAUGAAUUUCACUUAACAAAACCCUAGAUCCUCCAUGUAAAUCCAAACCUUCAGAUUCCGUAAUUCAUAUUCGCCACAGCCAUGGCUCAAGGUGAUAAUCCCGAUGUAAAGUUUGCCCUUGAAGAACCGGACUCUCAAAACCUAGAUUCCAUCUCUCAAUGGUGCGCCUCCAUUAACGAUGCUUGCGAAAACCACAAUUGCAACCCCUUCGCCUCAACCUCAUUCGUUUGUUCUCCGGUAACCCUAGUCGAUGCCGUCGGUCCCGGAAGCUGCGACUCCGAUUGGUUCUCCCAUUCCGGCUCUGACUCCGACUCCGACCCCGACAUCAGCUGUUUUGUCACAGAUCUCUUCGAGCGUGGCAGCUCCGAGCAACGUGAUGGUUAUAGUGAUCCAAAUUCAGGUUUGUCUUUGAACGAGUUUGAAAUUGGGGGUUGUUCUGAAGGAGUUGACUUUGAGUUAGGUGAACGUUCAGGUCCACGAGGGGUUGAUUCGAUCGUGGAAGGACUUAGAAUUGUUGAAUUCGAUUCGGAGUCGGAUUCUGAAGAUGGUAGUUUUGGGGUUUUGGGUUUCAAUUCGUUGCACGAUAAUGAAAGCAGGAAUGUUAGUAAUAAUCGAGUCAACAAUUGGGAUAUUCAGAGGCCUUCAAAUGACCCUUGUCUGGAAGACCAAAGGUCUCUCUCUGAGGAUUUUGAUUGGGAAGAAGUGGAGGAAAGGGUCACUGAGAGAGAAAAUCUCAGCAUUGUGAUUGAUGACGAUGUGGAAGAAGAGGUACCAAUAGAGGAAGAUGAAGAGUAUGCAGAACAAGCAGCGAGAAACAUUGAGUGGGAAAUUCUGCUGGCGAUCAAUAAUCUAGCCACGAAUUCGAGUUUAGAACGCAAUGUAGAUUCUGGUACCGAAUCCUAUUUCUCUGUUCAGGAUGACUACAUUUAUGCUGUUGGUGUUGAAUAUGAAACCCUUUUCGAGCAAUUCAUUGAAAGUGAGAGUGCUUUGAAAGGUAGCCCUCCAGCUGCGAAAAGCGUUGUGGAGAAUCUUCCUUUUGUUGAGUUAACAGUGGAGGAGUUGCAGAAAGAUGAUGUUGUUUGUGCUGUUUGCAAAGAUAAGAUUUUGGUGGAGGAGAAGGUGAAGAGGCUACCAUGUUGUCACUACUACCAUGGGGACUGCAUUGUGCCCUGGUUGGGCAUUCGGAACACAUGCCCUGUUUGUAGGUAUGAGUUGCCAACAGAUGAUCCGGAUUAUGAGCGGAGGAAGAGCCAAAGGGCUCACCGUGUCUCGCCAACGGAUUCUCAGGUCACAUUCAAUUUCGAGUUAUUUGCCUGAAUGUUAUCCAUGUGUAUAUAUUCACCCAAUGUACAUAGUUUCCGUAGAUGAGAACUGUGUACGAACCGUGUCAGAGUUUUUUGGAUUGUUGUAAUAGUGUAUAGUUUUUAUAUAUUGGCUGCUACACUCCUUGCAAUUUCACUUGAAUAAUUUGCUUUUGAUGUCAAAACUGAGUUAUUGUUCUGAUACCAAUGAUCCUUGGUUUGAAUCAAGAGCAAUGGUUUGUCAUUCAAUACUGCUUAGUAAAUUUUCUUCUAGUUCUUAUACUAAUCUUAUGAUUGAUUUGAUA
This is a messenger RNA of Humulus lupulus (European hop), 1666 nucleotides long. Its product is annotated as E3 ubiquitin ligase BIG BROTHER-related. Bases 142 to 1377 code for a protein of 411 amino acids. The transcript has a single exon. Gene Ontology annotation, molecular function: ubiquitin protein ligase activity. Gene Ontology annotation, biological process: protein ubiquitination. NCBI's taxonomy places the organism in Eukaryota, Viridiplantae, Streptophyta, Magnoliopsida, Rosales, Cannabaceae. Gene Ontology annotation, cellular component: cytoplasm. The record is from RefSeq and is a predicted model, not a curated record.